Paralichthys olivaceus (Japanese flounder) is the source of this 2104-nucleotide messenger RNA. The record is from RefSeq and is a predicted model, not a curated record. NCBI's taxonomy places the organism in Eukaryota, Metazoa, Chordata, Actinopteri, Pleuronectiformes, Paralichthyidae.
GCCUGGCAGUCCUGGGGCUAAAGGUGGAGCUGGAGCUAAGGGUGAGCCUGGACCUCGAGGACAUGGUGGCAUGUCUGGUGCGCCUGGACCUCUGGGUGAGCCUGGUCUUCCUGGUGAGGCUGGUAUGGAAGGAGUACCUGGGCCUAAGGGCGACAGAGGCCAGCGGGGACCGGUUGGGCCACAGGGAGCAGUCGGCAAACCUGGGAGCAAAGGAGAGAGAGGACCCAUGGGAAUGCCAGGUGCACAGGGCCUUAGUGGAACCAAGGGAGACAAGGGCUUCCAAGGAAAAGGCGGCUCAAAGGGAGACGUUGGUGACCCCGGCGUUGAGGGACUGGCUGGUGAGAAAGGUGAAAAGGGUUUGUCUGGUGAACCUGGGCCCAAAGGACAGCAAGGAAUUAGGGGUGACUCUGGACACAACGGACCCACUGGAGAUCCUGGUAAACCAGGAGAUCAGGGACCACCAGGGCUUCCUGGUCCGAGGGGACUCAACGGCGAGCGAGGAGUACCUGGCAUGCCUGGUAUUCAGGGAUCAACUGGGCGUGAUGCAUCCGACCAGCAUAUAAUCGAAGUGGUGUUGAAGAUGUUGCAGGAGAGGCUAGCCGCAGUGGCGGUGAGUGCCAAGAGGGCUGUGCUGGGCGGCGCGGGUGUGAUGGGACCUCCUGGGCCUCCUGGACCUCCAGGUUCAUCUGGCCCUCAGGGGCCACAUGGCCUGCCUGGUACCCGGGGCAUCCCUGGCAUGAUUGGAGCACCUGGACAGAUUGGAAACACGGGGCUUAAAGGAAAGAGAGGAGCAAAGGGAGAGAGGGGAGAUCUAGGUAAACCUCACCCAGGACCACCAGGACCUCCUGGAAUACAAGGUCCUCCUGGUCUGGAUGGUGUGGCUCAGGAUGGCAGGCACGGUGAGAGAGGACCUCAGGGAUCAGCCGGAGAGGCAGGUCGCCCUGGUAAGGCAGGCGCGCAGGGUCUGCCGGGCUUCUGCGAGGCAGCAAUGUGUCUGGCCGCGUCAGCGUACACCUCCCCGAGACUACAGGAGGCGGGAACGAUCAAAGGACCCAAUGUUUAAGAGGCCUGUCUCUCCAUCAGCAACUCAAGACAUCACCCUGGAGAGAGGAGGAGGAAGAAGAGGAGGAGGAGAGAGAGAGAGAGAGAGAGAGAGAGACAGCUCCUCUCAUGUCGGACAACAUCAAGAACAAGGGGUGGGGGGACAAUAAUAGUGACUGGAUGUAUGGCGCCCCCUCCUGAAACUCCCAACCUUUAAGCUUUGACUGGCGGGACAUACUCUGAUCUUAAUACCCCCCACAUCACCGAGCAGCAGCUCACAGCCACCCACAUGCUUUCUAGUAUUUUUUGGAUGACGUCAGUCCUGUCCAUAUUUCCCAGGAACAUCUGCUUUUCCCUCCCACAACAGCGUCUCUGAGCUGAAACGUAAACCUGGUGAAAGAUGCUUCUCUUUUACACCGAGGUCACUUUAAAUGAUUUUUACAUAUGCAGCAUUUUAUUUUUAAAUGUUCAACAUCACACCCGAUGCCUUUAAAAGAGUACAAAAAUAAAUGAUUGCAACCUAAUGUCACACUCAGUACUGUAUUGUAAAAUCUAGUAUUUUCAUCUGACAGCUUGAGUGAUUUACCUCAUGUGUACAUUGCCUCCCUUUUUCCCCAAAUCCCUGCUUUCUACCCAAGCCUCAUUUUAAAAACUAACGACUAGCUUUAUCUCUUCCUCUUGUUGCCUGGCAACAACAUAUCCCGAUGGGCACUCCCAUCUCCCACAAUGCAGUGCUGUAAAUCUUUGUAAAUGUGUGUUGAUUAUUAUGUAGAGAAAAAUGAAUGGGUUUCGAUAUGCACCAACAAAAAUCCUGUGUUAAUGAAUUCAGUGAGUAAUAAAAAAGUUCCUACAGAAAUAAUGAGUUCUCCAAACGAAUCCGUUACCAGUGCGGAUGUGCUCCCUAUGCCACUGUCAAACUUUCCACAGGGUGUUGGCGAUUUUGAUUUAUUUUCAACAACAAAACUAUUUAUUGUUCUUUAUAUAACCAUCUGUAAAGAGGUUUUUUUUUCUGGCUGUUCAGGUAAACCCAAACCAAUAAAAAGGAACCUUUUGUAAAAUCCAA